Messenger RNA from Paramecium octaurelia, 3341 nucleotides. NCBI's taxonomy places the organism in Eukaryota, Ciliophora, Oligohymenophorea, Peniculida, Parameciidae. The record is from the annotation of a GenBank genome assembly.
AUGUAUACAUAUGUUGCGAAGAAUGAUGGUAAUCUUGAUGGUAUUGAAGUGAAUAACAUCGUUAGGUUGGCUAAUUUAUAAUUCACAAUCUCCAUUCACAACGAGCUGCGGAGGUAUAGCUAUGUUAGGUGGAAUAAACUCAUUUAAUGAAAAUACCGUCAUUAAGAGAAUAUUUAGCAACUUGAAACCACAUUAUUAGCUGAGAUUAGAGUUCAGGAUUUGGAUGUAAAUUAAUAAUUUAUCAAUAGUAUAGAUUCAUCCUCAAUUACGGAUAUAGAAGUUUAAUUGGAUCAAGAGGAUUAUGCAGAAUCUGUAGUUUCAUUUGUUAUAGAAGAAUCAAAUUAUUGUGGAUUGUCCAAUAAAAAUGAAAAUAUUAAAUAGGUUUCAUUUGCAUUAGAACAUAAUUUUGUUUAAGCAACAGUAUUUGCUAAAUUUAAAUUUCAUGAUGAUAAUCGAGUAAUUAAUUAAAAUAUGUUAGAUAUAAUGGGGAAUGCAAUAUAUGCUAUUAAGUUUAGAUUUUUGUUCAUCCUAAUGUUUGUAUUGCACUGGCCCUUUAGAAUCUGAUUGCUAGACAUGGAGCAAUAUAUUUUACUAAUUUUCUCUUGAUUUAUUCUCUAAUCGAAUUAUUUUCGAUAGCUAACUUAUUGAGUUUAGUUAUUAUUAUGAAUGCUAAAAAUGUGAUUUAAUACUCAAUUUAGAUUUAGUUCAAACAACCACAACCACUCCAAUUUUAAAGUAAUCUAAAAUCUUUAUCCAAUAGGUAAAAUUUCGCAAUUAAUGAUGAGAUAGUUCUUAAAUUAUACAAUAAUGGAACAUUUAUAAUUCUUUUGAUUCAGCAAUAUGGAUUAGCAGAAUUCAAUCUAAGACUAUAUUCAAGGUGGGAGGUAGGUGUUAUAUAGACACUAAUUUAAUACUAAGUAAGCUAUCAUUUAUAGGAAUUUUUUUUUCCAUUUAUACCUGGUUGUUAAGAUUAUUUUUAUAAGGAGUGUGUCUAAUGUCUGCAAGGAUGGGAACUUAAUAUAAUGGAAUAAGUAUGCUACCCUAGUUGUGGAAAUAACUACAUUGAAGGAUAUGAAGAAUGUGAUGAUGGUAAUUUUAUUCCAUAUGAUGGAUGUUUUGAAUGCAAAUAUUAAUGCAUUUAAUAUUGCGAAGAAUGUAACUAUGGAAUUUGUGAAAAAUGUGAAUUUGGAUUUACUUAUGAUGAAGAGAGGAAAAUAUGUUUGAAUGAAUGUGGCCAAUUUUGUUUAAUUUGUUUUAAUUUAAAUUGUACUUUAUGUUAAAAGGGAUUUUAUUAGAGGAAUGGUGCGUGCAAUCCUAUAUGUGGGGAUAAAAUAGUUUUACAAGAUAUAGAAGAAUGUGAUGACGGCAAUAAUAAAAAUAACGAAUGUCAUGGAUGUAAAUUAGUUUGCGAAGAAGGAUGCGACAUUUGUGAAAAAGGUAUAUGCUAAUUGAAUUGUCUAACAACUUUUGGAAUUGGAUUUUAUUAUAUAGAUGAAAAUUGCAAAUCAGUAUGUGGUGAUUCUAUAGUGACAGUGGUUGAAGAAUGUGAUGAUGGUAAUGAUAUUGAAUUCGAUGGUUGUUUUAAGUGUAAUUAUUCUUGUGAAUAAAAUUGUUUGGAUUGUCAAAAUGGUAGGUGCUUAAAAUUUCAAAGUGAUUGUGGUGAUGCUAAAUUACAAGAGCAAGAAGAGUGUGAUGAUGGAAAUAAAGAUACACUCGAUGGGUGUUUUAACUGUGCCGUAGAACCUGGUUGGAAAUGCAUUUAAAUAUAACAAAAUACUUUUUGCAAUAGUAUUAACCCUCCCUAAUUUAUUUCUAAGUUCUUAUCAAUUUAAAAUAACAAAUAAUUAGUUCUUUUCCAAUUUUCACAAGAAAUAAAAGUCGUCAAGGGAUGUAAUUUAACUGAAUCUAUGGUCUUAAACAUCCUUAAUAUCUCAAAUACUCAAUAUAUAUUGACAUGGAUUGAGAAAAAAGAGCCUUUAGAAGAAAAGGUUUAAGAAUCUUAUUAUAUAAUAUAAAUUGAAAUUAAUACCUAAACUUAAUCUAAACCAGUCUUAAGUAUAGAUUUAAAUGCUACUAUUCUUAAUAAUGAUAAUGAAGAGAUGCAAAAAUUGUAAUAUGAAUUACAACUGGAGGUUUCAUAAUAUUUAUCACCAAAAUAAAAACAAUAAAGUAAUCAGAUCAAAGAUUUAAAUUCCUAUUUUAUUUAUGGUCAAAUAGCCAUUGGAGUUUUCUUUUUCAUCAUAGGAUAACCAGAUAUACUUUUAUAAAUGUUGGAUAUUCUACAAUAUUUUUCAUAUCUUAGAUACAUGGCAGUUUCUUUUCCAUUAAAUUUAGAGAUUUUCUUUUAAAUAAGCGAUCAAAUAUCUUUUUCACUAAUUUAUCAAUUCAUCAAUUUUGAAGAAAUUAUAAAUUAAAUUAUGCCUCAAAAUUAUAUGAGUCCCUAAUUUGGUAAAUUCUUAUUAUAUGAUUAAAAUGCAGACUUGCUAUCAAACAUUAUCCCUUAAAUGAUUUAAUGUUUGAUGUUUUUACUAUAUAUUAUAUUUAGGAGUUUACUUUACAGAAUUCUUUAUUGGAUUAUGAUGAAUAUAAAAUUUUUUAUCUGCUUGACUUUUUUGAAAUUUAAAUUCAAUAGCAGAUCUAUGAUGAAAACAUAUUAAUAAUUACGCAAAUUAAGCAGAUAAUUGAUUAAAGUUCGAUAAUAUUUUAAUAGUUAAUAGAUAACCAAUUUCAUGAUUAUUAAUGGUUGGGAUCUAAUUUUUAAGAGUUUUCUUUACUUAAGAUCAUUUGAAAAUUAUUCAAACAGAAACCUUAUUUCACUUGCUCUUGCUAGUUUCAUUUUAGCUAUUUAUGGAUGUAUAAUACUUAACUUACUGAGCAUAAGAAGUUCAAUUUUGAUGAGAACUCAAAAGAACUAAUAUCUUGGAGAACGAUUUGAAGCUUUUGAUUUAAUUAAGUAGAUUGUUCUGCUAUAUGCGUUUAUUUUUAUUUAUAAGUCUGAAAUUAUCUAAAUAGCAAUUUUGAUAGCUAAUUGUUUGAUAUAAAUAGCAAUAAUUUUAAAUAGUAGAAGCCAUAUGUAAUUACAAAAUUUUAUUUCAAUAAUUUUGUAAGAAGGAUCAAUAUUCUUAUUUAUACUCAUUUCCUUAGUUUAUACAAAAGAUUUUACUAUUUAUUUAUCAGUUGAAAAUAAAUUUAUUAUCGGAUGGAUUCACAUAUUCCUUUUAUCAUUUAUUCUAGCACUACCAAUUAUAGAAUGUUUUAAAGAUCUCUUCUACUGGAUUUAUAAGAAAACAUCAACUAAUGAGAGAACAAAGCACAUACUCCACCAAAUUUUCUUGAAUUGA